Messenger RNA from Podospora anserina S mat+, 1581 nucleotides. RefSeq lists its product as uncharacterized. Bases 1 to 1581 code for a protein of 526 amino acids. Gene Ontology annotation, biological process: transmembrane transport. Gene Ontology annotation, cellular component: membrane. The transcript has a single exon. The record is from RefSeq and is a predicted model, not a curated record. Lineage: Eukaryota; Fungi; Ascomycota; Sordariomycetes; Sordariales; Podosporaceae. Gene Ontology annotation, molecular function: transmembrane transporter activity.
AUGGCCGACAACGCAACAGCCGCAGCCAUGGCCAACACCGGCCAGCAGCCGCCGGGCCCUCCGGCUCCUGCUGCCCUCAACGACAUCACCCCAGCGCCAACCCCCGAUGCUUCCCAAACCUCCACAGCCAACCUCACCUCCCCAAACAACAACGACGACCUCGAGAAACAAACCCCCAUCAUCACCACCACCCCCAUCAACCCAACGCCCCUGAUCAACCCAGACGUAAACCACUACCGCAUAGCCGCCCUCUCCCUCGCCUCCCUAACCGCAGGCCUAACCGACGCCUCCGUCGGCCCCCUGAUCGAACCAAUGAAGCACUUCCACUCCCUCCCCGACGAUAAACUUAUCUCCCUCCUCUGGGUCGCCCAAGCAGUAGGCUUCAUCCUCGGCGCAGCCCUCAUCUCCCCCCUCCGCUCCCUCAAACCCUUCCUCAACCACGACAACAUCACCCUCCUAUCGGCCAACAUCCUAGUCUUCCUCUCCUACCUCCCCUUCUCCUGCUCAGCUCCCCUCCCCGCAAUAGUAAUAACCUUCCUCCCUCUCGGUUUCGGAAACAGCUUCAACUUCGCCAUCGGCAACGUCUACUGCGGUUCACUUCGGAGGAAAGCAACCUUUUACCUCGGGGUAACGCACGCCUGCUACGGCCUAGGCGCCACAAUCGGACCGCUCAUCGCCACGAGAAUGAUUGUGCAGACGGGGUUGGAUUACGGCCAGUUUUACAGCAUUCCGCUGUGUCUGAGUCUCAUCAACUCGAUGUUGUUGUUUUGGGCGUUUAGGGAGCACCCCGUUGUUGCGCCUCCCGCGGCGGGCACAAUGGAGGAAGGGAAUGCCGCGGCAGUGGCGACGGAAGCGAGGAGACCGAACCCGGGAGAAUGGCUCAGAUCCCACCUCCCAGCCGACACCAAGCUCGUUGUUUUCGCCGCCUUGUUCAUCUUCUGCUACCAGGGCGCCGAGGUCUCAAACGCAGGUUGGAUAACUGAGUAUCUCCACCACCGCCACCCCGCCUCGCAGGAAAAGAUGGACACAUACGGGUACACCAUGACCGGGUUCUGGGGCGGCGUGACGCUGGGACGGGUGGUGUUGACACCGCUGGGGGAGCUCUGGCCCGGGGGAAACAAGGUGUUGGUGUACUUUCUGAUCCUGCUCUGCACAGGCUUUCAGCUGUUGAUAUGGUUGUUAAAGGGCGGCAUUGUUGCAAGCGGUUUGUCGGUAGCAUUCGUUGGGUUCUUCAUCGGCCCCGGAUAUCCCUGCGCGAUGAGGGUUGUGAUGAAAAUGCUCGACGAGAAUGAGAUACGUAGGCCACCGUUUGGUAAGGUGGAUAAGGAAGCCAAGGCGGCCGCGAUGGGCGUCAUUUCUGCGUUUGGCAUGGCCGGUGGGGCGGUCGUGCCUUUUGUCAUCGGAAACCUGAACAGGCCUGUUGGGAGAUGGGUGCUGCAUCCGAUUGUGCUGGGCUUGUACGCGCUGAUGCUCCUUCUGUGGUUCUUCCUGCCAGUAGCAAGAUGGAAAAAGUCGGCCUGGAAGCAGCGACCAAUACACCGCUUUGUUGAUGCCGUCUUGACAUUCUGGCAGUCGCUGUAA